AUGGAAAACAAAUCAAAUCGAGUUGAUCCAGAUGCAGGCUUUUAUGUAGUUUAUAAGGGUUCGAGGGUUUCUAUAGAAUGGGGCGCAGUCGAUGCAGUUCCCAAUUCUUCACAAACUCACUGUGUAAUCCAACGCAUAUGCUCCGUGACAUCAACUUAUUAUCUAUUGAUUGUGCAGAAAUCCUUAUACGAGGCCAGAUUUGACGAGCACGUUCAGUUCUGCCCGGAUUUUGGUAUAUUGUAUGUAUUAGAGGAUAAUGGAUCUGUUUUGGCUCAGUCACUACGGGAUACGGAAAAUGUAUCGAAUGAUAAAUGGCGGGUGGUAACUUUCGAUCCCCUUGAAUUAUCCGAGGAGGGUGUAAAUAUUAAAAGAGUUUGUUGCUCGUAUGAUGGUGUUAUUUUCGUGUCGGAAUAUUCUGAUAUUUAUGCUGUAGGCAACUGUGGAAUUAACUCUCAAUCACUGGAUUGCUAUCAACCGAAAUUUGUGCGGCUGUUUUCAAAAGUGGUAGAUAUAUUGGAUGUCAAGGCCGGAAAGAACUUUUUUGUUUUCUUGGCCCGAAAAAGAUUGCAAUUUGAAAGAACGUCAAUGAAGACGGAGCGCAAAUAUGAAGAACUACCAGAUCUUGUUUGCUUAGAUAUGCCUUACCAAAGAGAAGAUUGUGAAACGUUAUCAACAUUAGAUUCAUCAUUUCCAAACAGUGAUUUGGAAUCAAAUACGCAACGUCUGAUCAUGCUCGGACAAACAUUGCUUCAAACUGAAAUUUACACUAUGGGAUCUCCAAAAAAUGGCGUGCUGGGCACAGGAGACCAUAUUAAACGCGAUUCGAUCUUUGCUGUGCAAAAGCUAAAAGACAUUGGCGUUUGCAGUGUCUCAACUGGUAAAGAGUACACUAUUGUAAGAACAAUUGACGGGAGUUUUUACCAAUGGGGAAGUGUUCAACAACAAACAACAGAAAGUGUUCAACAACAAACAACAAAACACAUUGAACUAAGUUGUCCAACAGAAACGAAUUUUUUCAACGUAACUAACUGCAGUGUUUUGGAGGCCUGUUGUGGUGACAACAAAACUUUUCUAUUGACCACACAAGGUGAUGUUUACGAUGGGGGAAAACAACUAUAUCGGUCGUGCAAUGAAGAUGUCUCUAUAUUAGUAAUAGUAUCCCAUUUUCAGGAAUACAUUCAAGUACUUGAUACUUACUCCAAGCUUUUCUGCGAUAUGUAUUCCAUAGAUGGCUUUCAAGUGCUUCAAAACAUUCCGCAAUAUUCAACAAAUACAACAACUGAAAGCCAGAGUUCAUCGUCGUCGUCGACAUGCGAUGGUGAUGAACAAAAUAUUAUGAAAAUUUUUAAAGGCCCCUUUCAGUUGUUUCCACUUAUCACACAAUUGUUAGAGCAAAUACAAAAAUGCGACCACAAACACCAAGAAAAAUUGGCGUUCUGGUUGGAAUUUGUGCGGAAAAAUCGCAUUGACAUGGAGUUGGCAGAAAACACACGAGAUUUCUGGAGAGCGAACCAGAAAAAUUCUAAAAUUAUUCAUUUUAAACGAAAGAGUCGACGUGUUAUACUAACUUCUACUGCGGUACCUAUAAAAUUAUCCAAUUCUAUGAUGGGACUAAUCACUCCUGUUUUCAUUCUAUUUAACGAUUGUCUGUGCCAAGUGGGAAACCACGUAACUACAUUUCCCCUAGAGGCAGUGUGGUUGAAGAAGGAUGAUUCUGGCAUAACAAUUAAGACACCCGAGAAGAAAUUCACGAUGGUGGCUCGCAGUGAACUUGACAGCGAUCUUUGGUAUGACCAGUUGGAGUCUUCAAUUAAAAACAUACUGCGUUUGCCCGAAAAGGUGAAAGUUCCCGAAGUGCGCCUAAUAUAUUAUCACUUUACCACUCAUGCCGUAUAUUCUGGGGUUCAUGCAAAAGGUACAUUUUCGAAUGCCUUGAUGCAUGGCAAGUGCCGACUCCAGUUUCCCAGUGGUAAACUCUAUGCUGGAGACAUAAUUCAUGGUGUUAUCGAAGGCUUUGGGCGUAUGUUCCUGCCAAAAAUAGGAUUGUAUAAGGGCAACUUUAAAAACGGAAAAUUUUGGGGCCAUGGAACCCUCAUAAUGAACGAGAAGGAGAUAUAUGAUGGUAACUUUCGCAAUGGUUUCUUUCAUGGUCACGGACACUUGCAACAUCCCGAGUGUGUGUACAUUGGUGAAUUCGAAGACAACGUCAAGUGUGGUUAUGGUGUAAUGCACCAACUUAUGUCUGGAGAAAAAUAUCUCGGCAUGUUCGCCGAUAACAAACGAAUUGGAUCGGGAAUUUGCAUCACUGCAUCUGGUAACUACUUCGAGGGUUUUUUUGCCAACGGCGAACUUUCUGGAAAAUGUAUUGCAGUAUUUCCCAAUCAAUAUUAUUAUGAAGGCGAGUGUUCGCAGAUUGGACCGAGUGGUGCAGGAAAAUAUUAUAUGGUCACUAGUGGUUCGACUGAUCAAGAGCGCCUUGUGGGUAACAUCGUAACAGGAAAUAUAUUAUGUGGUCAAUUAAGUGGAAAAUGGGACAAUGUGAGAAUUAACAAUGGGCACAUGGAAAUAAAUGUAAAAUUCCAACAAUAUCCGAGCAGUCUGGGCAACGAUGCUGUUAAGGACCGUCAAAAAUGGUGUGGCUUGUUUGCCGACUUUGAAUACGAGAUUUUUGAUGAUUUAGCCAAUGCAACAAACCACUCCAAAGCCAUGACCUUUGCUCUUUGGAAUAGGGUGGUAGCAUUUGUGAACAAGCAGCAAGAAAUCGAAAAUGAUAAAAUGCCAGAACUGGAUAUUAUGAGUGGGAGAAACGGCGGAAGAGACUGGAGCGUCUUAGAACUAGACACAGCCGAUAAACUGAGCUUAAAUUCGUCGACUUCGUGCUAUGAUCAAGAACUACAGCUGAAUAAAUGUCAUUCCCAAUCACAGGAUACUCUUCUGCACGGAUGGGAUUUUUACAACUUGGAUUUGUUAAGUUCUUUUGGUACUGGCAAAAUAAAGAGUCAAGAUAAUGGAAAUGGAGAUCUAGGCAGCAUGUAUAAAUUCCCAACCCUUAUGGCAAUAAUGGAAUCCCUCGAAACAAGCGUGGAUUCAUUCAAUGACAGUGCUUUGGGUAAUAGCGAUCGGACAGAUAAUUGCAUUUCAAAGCAGACAGAAAUGGAAAUAAUACCAGCGGUUGGGAUGACCGAAUUGAGUGAUGCGGAUGUAAUCGCCAUCAAGUCAUACUUGACCGUUGCGUUUCGUUAUCGUUACCACCCCUUGAAACAUUUAAGUGACCGCAUAAUGCAAGCAUUCUAUCGAUCUUAUGGCUGCUGGAAGGUGAAACCAACGCCUCUCUUGGCCAAACAAGCGAUGAGAGAAUGGGAAUCAAUAUCGCUGAGAGUGUACAAAUUAGUUCGUCGCCUCUUUCCAGCGCUACCGGAGGAAUAUUGUGUCAUUGGUGAACAGAGGGAGGUUGUCUCUCACGUCACAUUGCUGUAUCCCAUACUCCUAACAGAGAAUAUUUACUCAAUGCUAUUUGUACUGUAUGCUAAUCAAUAUAGCUCCAAGGAUGAGGUAUACCGCCAAAACCUUAUCCAAGCAGAAAAACUGUCUGACGAGGAACUGAUCAACCGCUUAGACUUUGACAGAGAUCUGCUAGCGGUGAUCAAAACCGAACAAUUUGCUGAUGCCAUUGAUAUGCUACAUAAGCUGAAAGAAAAAUAUAGUCCCAUAGCAAUGCUAAAUGUGAUAGAAAACUGUAUGGAAAGAUUGACCCAAGCUCAUAAAGUUAUAUCACGGGAUAAUCAGAACAGUUUCAAUGCUGAUAUAAUCAUGCCCCUGACAUUAGUGCUACUGCUUCGGGCAGGCGUUCAGCACUUAGGCGCAGAGCUGGCAUUGCUGGACGACUUGACCGAUGGUAAAACUUUUCAAUUGGAAAUGAAUGGCAUACGUGGCUACUGCUUAACAACUUUAAAGGCCUCAUAUGAACACUUGGCAAAUAAAUCAUCAUUGUUAGGAAACAAGUAA
Musca vetustissima is the source of this 4005-nucleotide messenger RNA. It is a transcript of the gene Als2, whose product is annotated as alsin homolog. The transcript has 10 exons. NCBI's taxonomy places the organism in Eukaryota, Metazoa, Arthropoda, Insecta, Diptera, Muscidae. The record is from RefSeq and is a predicted model, not a curated record. Bases 1 to 4005 code for a protein of 1334 amino acids.